Messenger RNA from Drosophila suzukii, 1604 nucleotides. RefSeq names its product ileal sodium/bile acid cotransporter. Lineage: Eukaryota; Metazoa; Arthropoda; Insecta; Diptera; Drosophilidae. The record is from RefSeq and is a predicted model, not a curated record. Gene Ontology annotation, cellular component: membrane.
GAGUAACUGCGAUUUCACAUUCAUUCCAUUUCAGUUCGGAGCACUUGUUGCGUGCAAAAACAUUCCGGCUGGUAAAUUACAUCACCUCCAAACCAAACAAACGGCGGAGAAUAUGUCACCGCUCAGAUGCAGAUGGGUAUUUCUGCUGCUCAUCCUGCGACUGGGUUGCGCACCCACCUUCGGCUGGAUGGCCCACUUUCGUCCGUCCGAGCUGAAGCUGCACAUGGAGCUCGAAGAUCGGGUGCAGCUCACCCUGGAGAAUGUGGCACCCUCCACGCUUCAGCAGCCGGAGCGCUUUAAGUUCCGCGUGGAAAGUGCGCACACAGAUCUGGCCAGUAUUCCCGCAGAGAAUGCCACCAUUCCCCUUAGUGCCUUCAGCCCGGAGACACGCGAUUGGACGGGCACGAUCGUGGUCAAUGCCCAUUUCCUGGGCCAGACAAAGAUCCAAGUGCGACUCUAUGACAACCAGGGCAACACCAGUGAACUGCCCACCAAUUGGAGCAACGACAGCACGCUGGAUGUGAAGAUCUUGCGUCCAAGACGUGUGGUGGAUCUCGUCUUCGUGCACACCGUCAUUGUGCUGAUGACGCUGCUGUACAUCAACUUCGGAGCCGCCCUGGAUCUGGAGGUGCUGAGGGGUCUGAUCACCCGGCCGCUCGGUCCGUGCAUCGGAUUCGUGAUGCAGGUGGUGGGCAUGCCGCUGCUGAGCUACGCACUGGGCAUCUUUGUCUUCCCCAAUGCACCGGCCAUGCAGCUGGGGCUCUUCUUCACCGGAAUCUCGCCCAGCGGCGGUGCAUCGAACACCUGGUCCGCCGUGCUGGGCGGAAAUAUACACCUGUCGGUGCUAAUGACCACCAUCAGCAAUGUGGCCGCCUUUGCCACCAUGCCAAUGUGGCUUUUCACACUCGGCCAGCUGGUCUUCGAGCGGGUGGGCACGGAGGUGCCCUACCAAAAGAUAGCCACCUACUGCGGUGGGCUGAUCUUUCCACUGCUGGUCGGGCUGCUCGUCCAGAGGCGACUGCCCCGAGUCGCCAGGGUGUUGGUCCGCCUGCUCAAGCCGAUCUCCACCUGCCUCAUCCUGUUCAUCGUCGUCUUCGCCAUCAUCACCAACUAUUACCUGUUCUAUUUGUUUUCCUGGCAGAUUGUCGUAGCUGGCUUGGCUCUGCCUGGGCUGGGCUACAUCUUCGCCUGGCUGGCGGCCAAGUUGCUCCACCAGAACGCUGCCGACGCCUUGACCAUAGCCAUUGAGACCGGCAUCCAGAACACGGGUAUCGCCAUUUUUCUUCUCACAACCACGCUGGAAUCUCCGGAGUCGGAUCUCACCACGGUCGUGCCGGUUGCGGUGGCCGUGAUGACGCCCUUCCCGCUGCUCGGGAUCUAUCUCUACAAACGAAUCUGUGCACCCAAAACGAAUGAAGCCUCCGCUUCCGAAUCGGAGCGGAUUGUUUAAGCUUUGAGAUGCUAAACCUUACAAAUAGUAUCUUGAAGGCUAUUGCAUUACUUUCAUUGUUAUAGUAUUUUUGUACAUAUUGGUUGUUUGAUAACUUAUACAUCACUUAGUAUGUAGACAAGUCCAGAUUGCGAUGCAGUGAAGCAACAAAAAA